This is a messenger RNA of Synchiropus splendidus (mandarinfish), 1468 nucleotides long. It is a transcript of the gene pgrmc1, whose product is annotated as progesterone receptor membrane component 1. The transcript is spliced from 3 exons. NCBI's taxonomy places the organism in Eukaryota, Metazoa, Chordata, Actinopteri, Syngnathiformes, Callionymidae. Gene Ontology annotation, cellular component: endomembrane system; membrane. The record is from RefSeq and is a predicted model, not a curated record. Bases 272 to 820 code for a protein of 182 amino acids.
CAUCACAAUAACACCCAGUAAAAGAAGACGGUGAAAGUAAAACCAUACACUUUAUUUUCAAAUGAGAUGCUUUGGUUACGUGUUUGUGGUGUUGUUUCAAGAAACUUUUAUUAGUAAAUCCAACGCACGCGAGCUGUUGAGUGGGCUGCCUGCAUUCUGGAAGCGGAUUGGUCAGGGCUGGCUAGCCCCGUGACAGACUGCGCGCCUGUGAUUGGUUGACGGAACUCAAGUCCUUCCGCCUGCGGACGAACGCAGACCCAGACGAACCAACAUGGCGGAAGCGGAGUCCACUAGCGAGCUCAGCGCUGGAGGAAUAUUCCAGGAGAUUUUCACCUCCCCUCUGAACCUGACCCUGCUCGGCCUCUGCCUGUUUCUCCUCUACAAAAUCUUCCGCGGCGACCGGCCGCCAGACCUCGGUGAGGUUGAGGAGCCGCUGCCCAAACUGAAGAAAAGAGACUUCACCCUGGCGGAGCUGAAGCCCUACGAUGGAGUGGAGAACCCCCGGAUCCUCAUGGCUGUCAACGGGAAGGUCUUCGACGUGACUCGGGGGAAGAAGUUUUACGGCCCAGACGGACCCUACGGAGUGUUUGCUGGCAGAGAUGCUUCCAGAGGUUUGGCCACCUUCAACCUGGACAAGGAGGCUCUGAAAGAUGAACCCGACGACCUGUCCGACCUCAACGCCAUGCAGCAGGACAGCCUGUCCGAGUGGGAGGCCCAGUUCGACACCAAGUACGACUACAUCGGGAAGCUGCUGAAGCCCGGAGAGGAGCCGACGGAGUACACGGACGACGAGGAGGCCAAGGACAAGAAGGACAACUAGAGGGAGCCAGCGUUGCCUGACGUCUCUGCUGAGAGGCGCAAACCGUUCCCUGUUCUUCCUACAUGUUUUCCCAGCGACAUCCCUUGGUUCCACUUCCUGUGGCAGCGAUCGAUCGGCUCGCACUCGUCAUUCCCUUCCCCUCCGACGUGCGCAGACGGGGACCAGUUUCAGCCGUGACUGCCAACUUAUCCCCAGAGGCAAAUCAGCACUAUACUUUUUUUCCAAUUCGGACACCUCUGCGGCCGACUUGCCCCUUCAAAAUAAAAGCAUUUAACCGUGUCACUUUCUGUUCUCUGAGGUUGGCUAAUCCGUCGAAGCAAACCUUUCUAGUUCCUCGUUUUGAGGCUUAAAGACUGAAUAGAUUUCACCAGAUGAGCAAUAAUUCCUGAGACAUUUCCUUACUCUAUUAGUUUAUAUCAGUCCGAAUGUUGGAGGAACGGAAUCUGAGACGAUGAUGUCCCUCACGUGUUUGUGUUCAUAUACUUUGGUAAGGUCCAUUACUGAUGUUCCCUCUUGCAUUUAUCUCUGCAUCAGCUACAUAAGAGUCAGCAUGGAAACAUUUUGUAUGCAUGUACAUACAGACACUAAAUCUUAUAUUGCAGUUGGUUUUAAUGCAGAAAAUAUUUUUCAUUUAAUAAAAAGACUUGA